AUCAUCAAGAAGCCAAGAUAGACUGCCUAGCAUGUCAGAUAAAGGAGAUGCUGCACAGCAUGCUUCAACGUCUGCAUCACCACAACCAAGACAACCGAUCAAGAUAGACCUUUCCAAAGAGUAUCGUAUCUCUCAUGUUUUAGAAGGUCAUUCAUCAGACGUUCGAGCUUUGAGUUCGUUCGAACAGGUUGAUGGUUUCGAAAGAUUUCAAAGUGCUUCAAGAGAUGAAACUGUUCGUUCAUGGUUUAGACCAAUACCGAAGUCCGGCUUUGGUCCUCCACCUACGUGGUACAAAUGGAUUACUCUACACGGAAAACGAUAUCAAAAUGCAGUUGCUUCUGUGAAUCUCAGCGAAGAUGAAGGUAUGACAGUUAUGGGAGGAUUAGAUGCCAGAAUACUGGUGUACAAACUCAACUUCACUGGAGAAUCACAACCGAAAGAUCUAGAUGAACCAAUACAAAUCAUUCAGGAACAUCAUGACAACGUAUGUCAUCUGAGCAUUUCAAGUAAAGACAGAACGCCGGAGGGUGCUCCAAGGCUGUUAAUCUCCGCAUCUUGGGAUGCUACAAGUCGGGUGUAUGCACUGCUCCCCGAUGCCAAGAUUGGUCAUAAAUGGAAAGCUCUACAUUUUCUCAAGGGACAUGAACGAUCUGUAUUGGAAGCUCAAGUCGUUUCAGCUGAACCAGGCAAUGAACGCUAUUUGACAGUAUCAGCAGAUUUGAAGAUACGUUAUUGGCAUGCAGAUAAGGUAGUCAAGACUUUUACGGGCCAUGCUGAUGUGAUUCGGAGUAUUGCACUUUUGCCAUUAGAUGCAUCAAAACUUGAUAGCAAUACGACCACAUCCUUCGCAACCUGCUCAAAUGAUGGUACAAUUAAAUUGUGGAGUCUAGAAGAUUUAGCUAGAGAAGAGACAUCAAGUAAGGACACCUCUUUAGCCACGUUGAUACCCAGGCAAAAGGACGGAACGCCAAUUCUAGAUCUGAUCUUUUCCGUACGCUUUGCCGGCACAAACGAAAACGGGGAUCGAUUGCUGAUCAGCGGCGGCGAAGGAGGUAGGGUGUACAUAUGGAAUGUAGAUACUCAAGAAGAGGUACUGCAGAUUUUGCAACCGGUCACAACUUGUUGGGAUGUUUUGUUUUUGCCUUCUUCCGGUGAUAUCGUCACUGCUGAUUCGGAUAACAAGAUUCGAGUGUACACUCAGAGGAACCAGAAAACUGGAUUCAUGGCUGCAGAACACCGACAGGAGCAGAAGGCAAAAGGCCUUCAAGUCGAAUUGAGCAGGGAAGAAAUCGAGGAAUUCAACAAACAAUGCGAUCAGCUUGCUCAGAGCAGAGUCCGUGCUGACAUUAUUGCAAGCGAGACAGACUCUGGCCAUGAUGAUAAUGUCAUCGACGGUCAGCGAUACGAUGCAGUGCUAAAAAUCGAUGUCAGCGAUGACUCUGAGCCACUUAGUCUACCGAUCAAUAAAGGAGAUGAUCCACGUACCAAAGCAAAGGCAUUUAUCCAGCAGUAUAGCCUGUCGGAGCGAUAUGAGGAUGAUAUCGUUGCUUUUAUCCAACAAGUCGGCCCAAAGUGAAAGACUAGAAAUAUUGAUGUACACUUUGAAUUGAUCAUGUCUGCUUGUUGAUUACAUGCAAGCGAAUGUGUGAGACGUUCUAAAUAUACUGCUUCUCUUAACUUUUUGUACAAUCUUGACCACAUCAGACGUUAUACAAUGAUCCUUCUGGUGGUUGUGGUAAUUUGCGGUUGUUUGGUGCGGCCAUGUCCUUUCUCAACUCUGUCAGAACUGUUUCGAGGGUGAAAUGACGCUUCCAUUGUGCCAGCACGGGCAGCGAGCUCGACUCGACCUUCCCAGAUUGUUGAUUAACGCAAGGCAAAUUGAUUCUUGUC
Messenger RNA from Meira miltonrushii, 1890 nucleotides. Its product is annotated as WD40 repeat-like protein. Gene Ontology annotation, molecular function: ubiquitin binding. Lineage: Eukaryota; Fungi; Basidiomycota; Exobasidiomycetes; Exobasidiales; Brachybasidiaceae. The record is from RefSeq and is a predicted model, not a curated record. Gene Ontology annotation, cellular component: cytoplasm; nucleus. Gene Ontology annotation, biological process: ubiquitin recycling; proteasome-mediated ubiquitin-dependent protein catabolic process. The coding region runs from base 32 to 1576 and encodes 514 amino acids. The transcript is spliced from 4 exons.